Molecule: messenger RNA, 1844 nt
Organism: Xylaria bambusicola
Lineage: Eukaryota; Fungi; Ascomycota; Sordariomycetes; Xylariales; Xylariaceae
Exons: 3
Coding region: 564-1664 (366 amino acids)
Source: RefSeq, a predicted model, not a curated record
GGCUGUAUAAGAAAAUAUAUUAAAAGCUGCUCAUUAAGCCCUGUUAAGGCUUUAAAUACCUAACUUAUACUAAGUACCCAAUAGUUUGAAUAAGGGUAUUAAUUACCUAUAAGUUUUUAAAAACUUAUAAAAUAUAAAUAAUAAAAUAUUAUUUUAUACAUUUUAACUAUUUCAUGAGUAUUUAGCAUUAGCCUUUUCUUUUUUAGAGACUAUGGGUAGCUCGCGGGUACCUAAGAAUACCCAUGGGUUUUUUGCGGGUACCCGUGGGCACCCAAUCUGGAAACUCUAAGCCCUGUGUAGUUGGAUGUUGCGAGUCUUACAAUAAUAGCGGUCAUAAGAGCCAUGCGCACUUUGCAUACCAAUACCUAAUUGUUAAGUGAUACACGGAAGCCCACAGGAUUGGUGGCCGUAGCAUUGCACCGCCACAAUGAGCCAAGAGUCGGCGACGGGCUUUUAAUUGGGAGCAAACAAGUUCCCUUUGCUGAAUUUGCACUACCCCUCUUGCCUGAAUCUGAGCUGGCGUUCUCCCAUAGGACGCUACCAGACCAACUUAUCUCCCGAAUAUGUCGCGGUUCACACAGGACGGAGUCGACCAGCUCUUAGAACCGGUCGUCGAAUAUGGUUGUUCUCCUUGGAGGGCCAGCAGUCAGCGAGCAUCAGACUUGUAUGAAUCAGGAGUCAGACUAUGGCGCAAAGAAGAUCUUGUGAAUAUCGAACAACAGCUGGCGCAGUCGCGUACCGCCGAGAAGUUUACAGUCCGCCGUCUCGAUGGUAGCUUACUACACAUAAAGAACCCGAUGUUUGGGGUUCAGAACCCAAUCUGGAAGCCAUAUGUUGAGUUCCAAGAGUAUUGGCGCCUUGUCUGGGCUAAGCCUAACAUUCCACCCGAGCUAUACACCUGCACGUAUCUCGUUGACUGGGACAACCUGACGCUGCGCAACUAUGAGGGGCCUAUCGAGAACGUACACUUGCUUUUUGAAUCUAGUCGACAGAAAUGGAACGCGAGUGCGACUUGCGAAGCUUUGACAUCUCAACUUCUUGACCUCUUAAUCGGAGAUGGGAAUUCGAAGAAGGUGACGAAGGUUGUUUGCUUCGGGCUGGGCGAUCUGAACUUCAAACCGCCGGAUCGGUGGAGGAUAGAGAAUAACUCUCAAACAGAGGAUAAACGCCAGCCGGAAACAAACAUCAUAGAGGGAGCCUUAAUACAUCAUGCGAUAGCGUUGACGAUAGCCGAAGUCACCCGUUCUUGUAUACCAGCAGAGCGCAGUAGUGUAAGGCUGCUUACCCAAGACCCAAAAUACUCGGAUGAGACAAAGGCCUUAUUGCGAAAAAUCGGGUUCGAGAUUACAGGAGAGUAUGGGGCUGGAGGUUUUGCCGAAGUAGACGAUGAGUCUAUCGUAUUCUCAGCGUUCGCUGCCGCUCCUGUCAAGCAGAUGGUUGCGGACCUCGCACUGCCAGUCGCCAUUAUCUGCGCGAAAAAGACCAGCGCUGGAGUCUACAACCAUCUUCGAAACCUAUGGGCCGAUCCUGAAUCUCCAAGGACGAAGCAGAUGUGGAAGGAAUAUGAAACUUGGAAGUUUCCGACUCCAACAGUGGACAUCAAGUUAGAUGGGAGUCUACAUCAGCUAGAGAUAUCUGCUAGAAUCGGAGAGCGAUUAUCCUGAUCGACUGAUCGGUUUAUUGAAAGUAUCCACGAGAUCAGGGCUGAAAUGGACUGAUUCGGUGGCCCCUUUAGGGGGAGGAGGCUGGGCGCAAGGGGUUCGAGUCCAGCACUGAGCAUAAUUCCUAUCCAACUAGACUACCCCAGUGCCUACUCAGUACUUAGCUAACUCGUAGGCCACCAU